Impatiens glandulifera is the source of this 1221-nucleotide messenger RNA. Its product is annotated as protein ABA DEFICIENT 4, chloroplastic. NCBI's taxonomy places the organism in Eukaryota, Viridiplantae, Streptophyta, Magnoliopsida, Ericales, Balsaminaceae. The record is from RefSeq and is a predicted model, not a curated record. The coding region runs from base 319 to 939 and encodes 206 amino acids. The transcript has 6 exons.
AACUGAAAGUAACGGACUCCUGAAAAUUAUCCGACCGCCGACCGGUGAUGUCGGCUCUUCGGAGUGGAAGAAGAAGAGUGGACUGUCUCGCUGUCCCAUUAUCUCUCUCUCUCUCUUUGAUUAUGUUGCGUGUUUUUAAGGUGUCUUUCUCAAAAGGAACCAUCUUUUCUGCUCCAAAUUAUUGUUCCCACAAUUGUGUCAAUUCAUCGUCUUUCAUGUGCGGAUGAAGGACCCCUUCUCACAUUGCUAUUAUUAUCACAUUCUUCUUCGUCUCUGCUGAAAGUGUAUUAUUUCUGACUUUCAUUCUCCCAAGGAGACAUGGCUUUCCCUUCUUUGUGUCACUCCCAAAUCUCACUCAAGAUUAGUCGCACAGGAUCGGAUAUUAGAGUAAAGGAUUCUGCAAUCAGAUGCUUUAAUAUUGAAUCUGUUGGUCAACAAGGUUUGGCAAAAGGAAUGUUAAAGUGUGACUGGAGUUUCAUGGGUGGAUCAAGAAUCUUUUUCAGACCUCGCCUUGAAACAUUCCAUUUUUACAGGAAGAACCGUCCCAGAUUGUGUGCUUCAUGGUUGGGUCCUCAACUUGCUAGCAAUGCAUUUACUUGGGGAACUGUAGCUGUUCUUCCCUACUAUUCCCUCAUGGUUCUAGCUCCAAAAGCUCAAUUGACGAAAAGGUCAAUGGAAACAAGUUUUCCAUAUGUGGUUCUUGGACUCCUGUAUGCAUAUCUUCUUUACCUGUCAUGGACUCCUGAUACCGUAAGGUUAAUAUUUGGAAGUAAAUAUCUGCUGCCUGAGCUGUCUGGUAUAGCAAAGAUGUUCUCCAGUGAAAUGACUUUAGCUUCUGCAUGGGUUCAUUUACUGGCUGUUGAUCUCUUUGCUGCAAGGUGUUCAUGGAUGGAUUGGAAAACCAGAUCGAAACUCGACAUUCUGUGUCUCUUUGUUUGAUGUUCUGUCCUAUUGGAAUCCUCUCGCAUGUCAUUACCAAAGCACUCACUCAUCAAAAGUAGAAGAAAAUCUCAUAAGCAGAACCGUUUUGUUUUUUUAUUAUCCAAUAAAACAGUUUCCUUUCUCAGAAGAAAUCCCUUGCUAUUGCUAAUACUCUAAUUCCAUGUUUUCCCAUCAUUUCAAUGGAUUGGAUGUAACAUUUUAGUAAUAGUUUCACUGCCAAAAAAAACUGUUUUUGCUGCAGUAUAAAGACAAAAGCCAGAUAAUAAUCUUUGGUUAGAA